This is a messenger RNA of Botrytis porri, 768 nucleotides long. RefSeq lists its product as uncharacterized. The transcript is spliced from 3 exons. NCBI's taxonomy places the organism in Eukaryota, Fungi, Ascomycota, Leotiomycetes, Helotiales, Sclerotiniaceae. The record is from RefSeq and is a predicted model, not a curated record. Gene Ontology annotation, cellular component: membrane. Bases 1 to 768 code for a protein of 255 amino acids.
AUGGAUAAUAAUCACGGUACUCAUCGGCCUGGUACCGAAUACCAGGAUAUACGAACGGGUCAUGUAUUGAAACCUAGUAAAUUUCUCAGCGCAUUGAGAAUCUUGCAACUUCUUCCCGCGCUUGCGAUAUUAGGGUUGGCGGGUUUCGUGGUGACGUUUAUUGGGUAUUCGGGGGCGAUUUUAGAUCUUUUCGUCCGCAACAAUCUUAAAAUCUUCUACAUCCUCCUCUCUACUCAUCGUUUCACAAGCAUCUACAACUACUGGGCCAUCGCCUGUCUCGAUAUUUUCCUCGUCGUUUUCUGGCUCGCGGCUUGGAUUACUUCCGCCGUACAGGUGCGUCGUUAUCGUGGCCGAUUCAACUACUAUGGAUGCGGGUAUUACUUUUGUAGACGCGAUCUAUUGGAAUUGGAAGAGCGAGAUGAUUUGAGUGAUGGAUUGGCAAAGAGAGCUAGCACUAGCUAUUCUACCUUUAGAGGGGUGUAUAUUGCGGCUGCGGUGUUAGCUGCUGUUGAAUUCGUCCUCUUCAUCAUAACCUUCGCCGUUACCAUGGGUAAAAUCCUUUCUCAUCACGACGAUGGCCAUCACAGUGCGGCCUCCCACAACCAAAAAACCACAGCAAUGGAAAUGCAAACUCCGGGUCAAACAGGCCAUGUAGGACAAACAGGUCCUAUGCAAACGGGUGCUGCGGGUCCAAAUCCUGCGAACCCUGUUGCUCAUCAGGGUGUGAAUGAACCGGGGUAUUCUGGAAACGCUGCUCAGAGGGUUUGA